Molecule: messenger RNA, 558 nt
Organism: Plasmodium reichenowi
Lineage: Eukaryota; Apicomplexa; Aconoidasida; Haemosporida; Plasmodiidae
Exons: 9
Coding region: 1-558 (185 amino acids)
Source: RefSeq, a predicted model, not a curated record
AUGAAUUAUUUCUCUUCUUUUUUCUGUUUAAUUUUGUUCUUGUUGUAUUUGAAUUUCUGCGCUUGUAUGUGGCCUUGGACAAAGAAAUGGAAAGCAGAAAAUCAGAUGGCUAUAAUAAAAGAUAUGUCUAAGGAAAUACGACAUAAGGCUGAAACUCUUCCUACACCCAGAGAUAUUACAAAUAAAAUACAUAGAAUUGAUAAGGAAGUCAUAGAACAAUUAAAUAAAGAUAUAAUUGAUGAAGAGAAUUUAUCCAAGCAUAAAGCACAUAUAUGCCUAGAGCCAACCUAUGAAAGAGACUAUAAAUAUUUAUGUCCAGAAGGGUGGAUAAAAAAUAAAAAUGGACAAUGCUGGGGCCUACAUUAUGAUGGUCAUUGUGAAUCCUUAAAAUAUUUUCAAGAAUAUAACGAUAACGAAAAGAAAGAAUUUGAAUUAAGCUGUUGUGUGUUGUGGCCCAAAUUAAAAAGUGACAAUAAAAAGAAAAGUAAAAAAAGAAAGACCAUAAGAGGAUCGAUAAAAUCAAGCAAUGGACUUAUCAUAAGACCAAAAAAUAUAUAA